Molecule: messenger RNA, 2585 nt
Organism: Argiope bruennichi
Lineage: Eukaryota; Metazoa; Arthropoda; Arachnida; Araneae; Araneidae
Exons: 10
Coding region: 55-2166 (703 amino acids)
Cellular component (GO): extracellular region
Molecular function (GO): chitin binding
Source: RefSeq, a predicted model, not a curated record
UCAAGUAUAGGUGGCCGUUUAAUAGUUUGUUUCUUAAAUAUUUCAAUUCCAGUAAUGAAUAUCAACUUAAAGAAGAUCAUUUUGUUUUGCGGUUUCAUUUUAUUCCUAUCCGGAAUCGCCUCUGCAAGGCCAAACACAAAGAUAUGUCGCAAAAGAAACGGGAAAUUUCCUAUGCCUGGAACCUUAUGUAAGAGAUAUUAUGAGUGCAAGAACUUCGUUCCCGAAGAAAAGACAUGCAAAGAUGGAGAACAUUUUAAUGCAAAUAAAGAAUGGUGUGACUGGGAGGAACUAUACCCAUGCCUUGAAAAAGUAAAAGAUAAAGAAUGUUUAAGACAAAAUGGAUUAUUCCUAAAACCUGGAACCGAAUGCAAGAAAUACUAUCGCUGUUGUAAUGGAAAAGCUCAGGAGGAAACUUGUCCAGGGGAUUCGCUGUUCGAUCCCUCGAAAGAAAACUGUGAAUGGCCCGAUUUGUAUACUUGCAUUGAAAAACCAGAAUGGAAAAAAUGCCCAAGUCCUAAUGGGUUGUUUUUGAAGCCCAGAACAAACUGCAAGAAAUAUUACAACUGCACAAACGGCAGACCUAAUGAAAAAUGUUGCCAGAAAAAUACAUUAUUUAAUCCAUCAAAAGGAAAAUGUGAACCAUCACAGUUUUAUACUUGUAUAGAACCAUCAGAAAGAAAAGAAUGUCCGAGAAGAAAUGGACAGUUUUUGAAACCACGGACAAAUUGCAGGAAAUAUUACAAUUGUUCGAACGGUGAGCCUGAAGAACAGCAAUGCUCAAAAAAUACGUUAUUCAAUCCAACGACAGAAAAAUGUGAAUCUGCUGAAUUUUACACUUGCAUUGAAAAACCUGAAAGAAAAGAAUGCCCCAAAAGAAACGGAAAAUUUUUGAAGCCAGGAACAAACUGCUUGAAAUAUUAUGAGUGCUUAAAUGGCGAGCCUGAAGAAAAGAAGUGUCCGAUUGGCAAAUUGUUCAAUCCAUCGACUGAAAAUUGCGAAAUGAUGGAAAAAUACACUUGCAUUGAAAAACCUGAAAGAAAAGAAUGUCCCAAAAGAAACGGAAAAUUUUUGAAGCCAGGAACAAAUUGCAUGAAAUAUUAUGAAUGCUCAAAUGGCGAGCCUGAAGAAAGGAAGUGCCCGAUUGGCAAAUUGUUCAAUCCAUCAACUGAAAACUGCGAAAUGACGGAAAAAUACACUUGCAUUGAAACACCUGACAAAAAUAAAUGUACAAGAAGAAAUGGUAAAUUUCUAAAACCUGGCACAACCUGCAAGGAAUAUUAUAAAUGUUCCGAUGGUAUACUUAAAAGCAAAAAAUGUGAAAGGAAUAUGUUAUUCAACCCUUCAUCAGAAAAGUGUGAAUCAUCAAAAAUCUACACUUGUGUCGAAAGUUUAUCAACAACAGAAAAAGUGCCAUCAACAGUUACAACUUUUGCCACUUCUACUACUCCUGAUGAUCAAAAGGAGAAGACAGCAACUGAUCCUGUUGUUUCUACUACCACUACUCAAAAAACAACAUCAACUGAACAAAUUACAUACUCUACUCAGGAUCCAGAUUCUGAACGGACAAAUUCGAGAAUUUCGGAAACCACUAACAAAAUAAUUACCCAACCACCUCCAACUGAUGGCCAGUCAAUCGAAACAUCAACUAUUUCUGAAACAAUAACGAGUACAAUUGCAGCUACACUGUCAACUAUUGAAAUAUCAACAACAUCUGCACCAACAACAACCGAAAGUUCAACCUUACAGUCAACAACCGAAAUUUCAACCUUACCGUCAACAACUGAAAUUUCAUCCUCGGAAUCAACUACUGAAACUUCAACCUUACAGACUACUUCAAGUGAAAUUUCAAUUAUUUCUCAAACCGUUAGCCCUCAGAUGAGUUCUACCCAUUCUACAAAUCAUACCAUUUCUAAAGAAAACAAGGAAGGUGAGAUCACUGAACCAACGCUAUUCGAGACAACAAUGGAGGUAACGUUUUCACCAAGUACAGAGGAAGUAACAACUUCUGAUGAGCUGAAUGUAAAGUGUCCUGAACCAAAUGGGUACUUUCCUCAUCCUACGGAUAAGCACAAAUUUAUAGUAUGUGCCCAUGAUAUACCAUCUAUAUUCACUUGUCCUUCUAAUCUUGUAUAUAAACAGCGCGUUAGACGAUGUGAAUAUGAAUAAAACUCUAGACUUUCCAGGGAUAUUUUUGAAAAAUUGUGCUUGAAAUUUCAUUGGUUUUUUUUGCUUAGUAUAUAUCGAUAUCGAUAUCUAUUAUAUACCGAUAUCGAUUCUAUAUAUCGAUUUACGAUCUUAAUUCGAGUUUUUUCGUGGCUUUUCUUUAUAAAGUAAUUAAUUCUUUCCGAAAAGUCCGUCAGUUUUUUUUAUUAGUUAGGACUUUAUUUAGUAAUCAAUGAUUAGCAAAUCAUAAUUUAUUCUUUCUUUCCCUUUUAUUUCCAUUUUAUAAAAUUGUAAUUAAAUGGCUCUGUUUUGUUUUUCAUUAGAUUUAUUAAAAAAAUGUAAUAAAUCUAAUGAAAAUAAGUUUAUAUAAUGUAUUUCACUAAAUAAAUCCUUGAUAAGCAUACAUUCAAUGUGUACAAUGU